AUGUCAUAUCCGUGGUAUUCUCCUCCACCUCAGGCCCAGUCACACGAGCGUUCACGGCGGCAUCGUGACUGGGGCAGAGACCAUCGCAGCAAUCGCCCGCCACCAUACACAAAUUUACCACAAGAGAGCGAAGGCCUCCUUGGGAACCCGCAACCGGAAUACGGGUCGGUAAAUACGAAUGGUUCAGCCAACGGCCAGCCGGCGAAACGGACCAGCCGACGGGCUUUCUGGAUGUGGAUGGUCGCGGCCUGCAUCAUCGGCUAUCUCACCAGUUACCACGUCCUUUCUUCCUACUACCAGAGUCUCCGCAGCGGAUGGACUCAGGAAGAGGCUCGCCAUGCGGACCUCGUGAAACAGUGGACCGCGGAGGAGCGGGAACACGAUGCUCUCAGAGUGAAGAUGCAGGUUGAGCGAGUGGCGAUGAACCUCGAGAGGAAGCGAUGGGACACGGAGUGGGAAGAGCACGAUGCUCUCCGAUUGAAGAUGCAGGCUGAGCGAGAGGCGAUGGACCUCGAGAGGAAGCGAUGGGACAAGGAGUGGGAAGAGCAUGAAAGGCGCAAGGAGGAGGGGAGGAAGGAGGAAGAGAAACAGAAGGAGGAGACUAGGAAAGAGGAAGAGAAACGGAGGGAAGAGGCGAGGAAGGAGGAGGAGAAACAAAAGGAAGAUAAGAGGCGGGAGGAAGAGGAGCGAAGGCGGUCUGAACGCCACGAGAAGGAGCAGAAAGAGCGCAGGAUGCGAGAGCAGCUGUUCUGGGUUGGAUUUGGCCCGUCCCAGUGCGUAAAGUAUGGCACCAGGGAGUACUCUGCGACCCUAGGGGGUCGGGUCCCUCUGGAGUAUGACACGAGAAAGGAGUGUUACGAGAAGUCUGCCGAGAUUCAUGGACGAUUGGUGAAGCCUACCCGGUGCGAUGAGCAGGAUACAUGCGGCAGACCCCUGGCUCGGUGGACCGUCGACUUCGACGAGGCUGCUUGCUCCACUUGGUGGGGCUAUUUCCAUGAUAAGGGGUGUUAUUCAACCGGCAAACGUCACUUCGAGGCGCCGUUGGAGAACCUUCAGUCCGAAGACUACUGGCGAGAUAUCUGUGGAACCACCCCAGCGACAAUUAAGAAUGUAUAUUACAGCAGUCCUACCUCUUGCGCGGAAUGGGGUGGCCGUAAGUGGGGCAUGUGGGACGUAGAUGACGGGAGCUGCGACUGA
This is a messenger RNA of Cyclocybe aegerita, 1197 nucleotides long. The record is from the annotation of a GenBank genome assembly. NCBI's taxonomy places the organism in Eukaryota, Fungi, Basidiomycota, Agaricomycetes, Agaricales, Hemipholiotaceae.